Molecule: messenger RNA, 2012 nt
Organism: Clunio marinus
Lineage: Eukaryota; Metazoa; Arthropoda; Insecta; Diptera; Chironomidae
Source: the annotation of a GenBank genome assembly
CAUCAAAGCUCAAUGUUUGUUUAACAAACUGUUCUCAUUAAAUAAGUUAGUUGUCAUUUUAAUUAGUGCGGGUUUAACCGACAAAACAAUACAUAUUGCAUUUCAGCUGCUGAACCAAAAAUUAACGUGCUUUCAAAGCCAAAGUAGUUCCUUUUAAAUGCUAAUUAAGUAAAAUUUAAUAACAAUGCAACGAAAGGGUGUUAUCACGAAAGCUAGUCGCUUAAUUAAUUAAAUUGUGCUCGGUGUGCAGACUCAAGUGGAGGAGGUUUUCGUCUCAUUCUGCCGCUCCACUUCAUUCGUUUUUCAUCUAACGAAGCUAAUUUAUUGCCGUUAGAAGGGAAAAGUACAAACAACAUUCGCACCCAAAAUUCAAAAGGAAAUGAAAGCAGUCGAUUGUAGUGUGAGUCAAGUCUUGUAAUUUGUGCAAAUUUCAAUUAAAAUGAGAAGCGGAUUAUUGUGAUUUUUGGGUGGUGGGAAGAUAAAAUUGAUGCUGUCAAGAGAGUGGAAUGUGAAUGAAGAUAGGAGAAAAAGAAAGGAUAGGAAUGAGUAAGCUUGCUUGAAGAAAUUAAUUAAUUAAUGAAAAUUACAUGAACCAUUUUCCUCGAGUGUUAUCGUGUGUGUCAGACAUUAGAAAUUAAUGGUGGAGUGUGAGACGAUUUCUGCUAUAACAACGAAACUUGUACGAACAUAUAAAGAGAGAGAAAGCAUAUAUAGAACCAUCUGAAAUGUAAUAUGAUGCCGAUAUCAAUAAACAUCAAUUAAUUAUGAUUAAUGAGAUUCCCCAACUUCUGUGCUUACUUUCAUUGAUAAGUUGCGUGAAGUGAAAUAUCUUGUGAUUCAGAUAAAAUUGAAAACAUUAGCUAUCAUUGAAAGUGCGUUUCGAAAUAAAAUAUUUGUCAUGGGCUUGACAACAGUUCAACAACAGCAGUCGACGGAAGUCACAACGCAUCAUUCGUGUACUCAGCAUGUACAGCAACCAUGUGAGCCCGCACCAGUAAUGGCAAAAGAAUGUGCUGGUUGUGGAAAAAGAAUUGUCGAGCGAUAUUUACUCAAAGCAUUGGAUAUAUUUUGGCAUGAAGACUGCUUAAAAUGUGGUUGUUGUGAUUGUAGAUUAGGCGAAGUUGGAUCAACACUUUACAUCAAAGCCAAUUUGAUAUUAUGCAAGCGAGAUUAUUUAAGACUUUUCGGUAACACGGGAUCAUGCUCGGCAUGCAACAAAAUGAUUCCCGCUUAUGAAAUGGUAAUGAGAGCUAAAUACAAUGUUUAUCAUUUAGAAUGUUUCGCUUGCUUCGCCUGUCAGCACAGGUUUUGUGUUGGCGACAAAUACUAUUUAUGUGAUAACAAAAUCCUUUGUCCCUAUGACUACGAGGAACGUUUGGUGUUUGCUGGCUUAGCUGAUAAUCCCAAUUUGAAUUUGGCUCACAUGAAACGUCAGUUGAAUAACUUACAGCCAGCCACAGAAAGUCGAAAUACCAACAGCACCAUGCCUUCCACUUCGAGUCUAGCACAAGUAGGAUCUUCUGAUUCAAACGAAGUACCCAUGAUGAGCUUUAGAAUAAGACCAGACCGUGAUGAUGCAUCAAGUGGCUACGAUUCACCCGACGAUUCCGAAUCCUUUGAGAAGCCCCAUCAGCUUGUUCAACAAUAACCAUCACGAUAAAAACCAUCAUGACACAACGAUCGUUCUAUGAAUAAAUUACCAUAUUUAUGGACGUAUAAGACACAACUUAAGAUGAAAAAAAAUCAGCAUUGAAAUAGAGUUUGCAUCGAUGUGAACUUUUUUAUUGGAAAAAGAGAAAAACUGAAGUGGAGAAAAGAAAAAGUCUCGCAAAAUUCAAUUGAAUCAAUCAAGAGAAUGACGUGAAAAUUGAUUAGUUGAAAUAAAAACAAAAUAUCUUGUAAUAAUAUCAAUAAUGAGAUGAUGAACUUAUUUUUUAUUUUUGUUAUUCGAUGUGUAAAAGUCGCAAGAAUAAAUUUUUUUUGAAUCAUAAGAAAAAUUAUGGAAAUGUACA